Molecule: messenger RNA, 990 nt
Organism: Ilex paraguariensis (yerba mate)
Lineage: Eukaryota; Viridiplantae; Streptophyta; Magnoliopsida; Aquifoliales; Aquifoliaceae
Source: the annotation of a GenBank genome assembly
AUGGUCCUUGUAAUCAAAACAACAAUGAAUCCAACAACACUAGCAACAGGGGACACCAAUCUCUUCUUCCCUCUCCUUCUACUACUACUUCUCUCUCUCAUCACUUUCAAGCUUUUUUCAACCAAAAGAUCAUCACUCCCACCCGGCCCAUUUUCAUGGCCAAUCGUCGGCAACCUCUUCCAAAUCGGAAAGAACCCCCAUAUCAAUCUCGCCAAACUAGCUCAAACCCACGGUCCUCUAAUGUCUCUCAGGUUUGGUUCACGACUCGUCAUUGUCGGGUCAUCACGUGAGGUGGCCGCCGAGAUUCUCAAAACCCAUGAUCGCCUACUUUCCGGCCGAUGUAUACCAGACCCGCUUAAGGUCAAUGACUCAAAGCUACACAAUUUGGGUAUUGGUUUUUUCGAUGAGUGCGAUAAUAACUGGAAGAAUGUAAAGUCCAUGUAUAAGGGUGUGCUUUUCUCGGCCAAAGCCAUGGAUUCGCAGGUGAGUUUAAGAGAGAAGAAAGUGAUGGAGAUGGUGAGAUAUUUGGCUACAAAGGAAGGUCAAGUUGUGAAUCUGAAAGAGAUAGUGUUUACUACUGCUUUCAAUAUUUUGAGUAAUAUAUUAUUAUCUGUGGAUUUGACAGACUUUGAGGAGAGUGAGGGAGAGGAAGAGGGGUUGAAGGUCUGGUUGAGAAAAUUUGUGGAGGUCGCUGGUACACCACAACUGGCAGAUUUGUAUCCAGUGUUUGCUGGAUGGGAUUUACAGGGAAUGUAUAAGAGGAUGAUGAAACUGUUUGAUAAAAUAUGUGAUUCUUGGAUAAACAUUGUCAAACAAAAGAGAAAGAGAGGAAUUCAGAUUCUGGGUCAAGGAGAUUUCACCGAUGCUUUGAUCGAAAAAGGGUUUUCCGACGACCAGAUCAACGCCAUAUUUAUGGUCUCCCUCUACCUCUCUCCUGUUUAUCCAUAUAUAAAUGCAUGCAUUUACUCGUAUAGUGGUAUAUGUAAAUAA